CGCUACUGAGAUUUUUCUAAUUAAACUCUUUAAAAAAAACAAAAAUCUAUCAAACUUUUGUCACCCGUCUCUUCUCUUUCCAUCGUCUUCCUCGUGAACGAACGAAACUUCUCGAUCCUCUUUUUUCUUUUUUUCACCUGUUUUUGGGUUUCACGAGAUACUUCCACUCUACUACGCCACUCUUUUUUUUUUCCCCAUUUGUUUUUUUUUUGUUUUAAUUUCCCCAUUUUCCGUAAUUAAUCUAAAGGUGAAUCUUUUUGUUUGACGUGUUUCACUUCCAGCUUUAUCGGAUUCUAUCUCCUUGAUUUUCGCCGAUUGUGUCAAUCUGGAAAUUUCUGGGGACUAAAGGGGUUUUUAUUCGAUUUGGGAUUAGAUUUUUAAAGGUGGGGAGUGUGUGAGAGAGAGAGAGAGAGAGAGAAAGAGAACCAUCAACCAUGGCUACGGAAAUUUGAAGAAGAUGGCUUCCAUUGAUGCUCAGCUCAGGCUUAUUGCUCCUGGGAAGGUUUCUGAAGACGACAAGCUUGUUGAGUACGAUGCUCUGUUGUUGGAUCGAUUUCUCGAUAUUCUUCAGGAUCUGCAUGGCGAAGAAGUCAGAGAAUUCGUUCAAGAAUGCUACGAGGUUGCUGCUGAUUACGACGGAAACCGCAACACGGAGAAGCUAGAGGAGCUUGGAAAUAUGCUGACGAGUUUGGAUCCAGGAGAUUCAAUUGUAGUUACGAAAUCAUUCUCCAACAUGCUUAGCUUGGCUAAUCUGGCUGAGGAAGUCCAGAUUGCGUACAGGCGCAGGAUUAAGAAACUUAAGAAAGGCGAUUUCGCUGAUGAGGCCUCUGCAACGACGGAAUCCGACAUUGAAGAGACUCUCAAGAGGCUUUUGCAGCUUAACAAGACCCCUGAAGAGGUCUUUGAUGCUCUUAAGAAUCAAACUGUUGAUUUGGUCUUAACCGCUCAUCCGACUCAAUCUGUUCGUCGGUCUUUGCUCCAAAAGUUUGGAAGGAUUCGUGAUUGUUUGACACAGUUAUAUGCAAAAGACAUUACUCCUGAUGAUAAACAAGAACUAGAUGAAGCUCUGCAACGAGAGAUUCAAGCUGCUUUUCGCACGGAUGAAAUCCGAAGAACUCCUCCUACACCGCAAGAUGAGAUGAGAGCGGGUAUGAGCUACUUCCAUGAGACAAUCUGGAAAGGAGUUCCGAAAUUCUUGAGACGUGUUGACACGGCUUUGAAGAACAUUGGAAUCAACGAGCGUGUUCCUUACAAUGCGCCUCUUAUUCAGUUCUCUUCUUGGAUGGGUGGAGACCGUGAUGGAAACCCGCGAGUAACUCCUGAAGUUACAAGAGAUGUAUGCUUAUUAGCAAGAAUGAUGGCUGCUAAUCUCUACUUCUCCCAGAUAGAAGAUCUUAUGUUUGAGGUAACUAAAAGUUUAAACCUCAUCAUAGCUUGUUGGUUUCUUUGGAUUGUUAAUGUUAGACCAUUGAUCUUGAAUUGUUUGCAGAUGUCAAUGUGGCGUUGCAAUGAGGAACUUCGUGUUCGUGCAGAACGUCAAAGGUGUGCGAAAAGGGAUGCGAAACACUAUAUAGAAUUUUGGAAACAAAUUCCUUCGAAUGAGCCAUACCGAGCUAUUCUCGGAGAUGUGAGGGACAAACUGUACAACACACGUGAGCGUGCACGUCAGUUAUUGUCGAGCGGAGUUUCAGACAUUCCUGAAGACGCGGUGUUCACAAGUGUGGACCAGUUUUUGGAGCCACUUGAGCUUUGUUACAGGUCGCUCUGUGAUUGCGGUGACAGACCUAUAGCCGAUGGAAGCCUGCUCGAUUUCUUGCGCCAAGUGUCGACAUUUGGGCUUGCACUUGUCAAACUUGACAUCCGUCAAGAAUCUGAGAGACACACCGAUGUCUUGGACGCGAUCACGCAGCACUUAGGCAUUGGAUCAUACAAAGACUGGUCAGAGGAUAAAAAACAGGAGUGGCUCUUAUCUGAGCUAAGCGGAAAACGCCCUCUCUUUGGACCGGAUCUUCCCAAAACUGAAGAAAUCGCAGAUGUUUUGGACACUUUCAAAGUCAUCUCAGAGCUUCCUUACGACAGUUUCGGUGCUUACAUAAUCUCAAUGGCCACUGCUCCAUCAGAUGUUCUCGCCGUUGAGCUCUUGCAACGCGAAUGCGGGAUCACUCGUCCUCUGAGAGUUGUCCCUUUGUUUGAGAAGCUAGCUGAUCUAGAAAAUGCCCCCGCUUCAGUUGCUCGUCUCUUCUCCAUAGAAUGGUACAGAAACAGGAUCAACGGCAAGCAAGAAGUCAUGAUCGGUUAUUCCGACUCAGGCAAAGAUGCUGGCCGUUUAUCCGCGGCUUGGCAGUUAUACAAGACUCAAGAAGAGCUCGUGAAGGUUGCUAAAGAAUUUGGAGUGAAGCUCACAAUGUUUCACGGGAGAGGUGGGACUGUAGGGAGAGGAGGUGGACCGACCCAUCUUGCAAUCUUGUCUCAGCCUCCGGAUACCAUUCACGGGCAACUGAGAGUGACGGUUCAAGGAGAAGUCAUCGAACAGUCUUUUGGAGAAGAGCACUUGUGCUUUAGGACUCUUCAGCGUUUCACGGCUGCUACACUGGAGCACGGAAUGCAUCCACCGGUUUCCCCUAAACCAGAGUGGCGCGUCCUCAUGGAUGAAAUGGCUGUUAUUGCCACCGAAGAGUACCGUUCUGUUGUCUUCAAGGAGCCUCGUUUUGUUGAGUACUUCCGUCUGGCGACACCGGAGCUUGAAUAUGGAAGGAUGAACAUAGGAAGCCGACCAUCAAAGCGAAAACCGAGUGGAGGAAUUGAAUCUCUACGUGCAAUACCGUGGAUCUUUGCGUGGACUCAGACGAGGUUUCACUUGCCAGUGUGGCUAGGCUUUGGAGCUGCAUUCAAGCGCGUGAUACAGAAAGAUGGGAAGAAUCUCAACAUGCUCAAAGAGAUGUACAACCAGUGGCCUUUCUUCCGUGUCACAAUCGAUCUUGUUGAAAUGGUUUUCGCCAAAGGAGACCCCGGAAUCGCUGCUCUCUAUGACCGUCUCCUCGUCUCUGAAGAACUCCAACCUUUUGGUGAACAACUUCGUGUUAACUACCAAGAGACCAGACGCCUCCUCCUACAGGUUGCGGGACACAAAGACAUUUUAGAAGGAGACCCAUACUUGAGGCAAAGGCUGCAGCUACGUGACCCAUACAUAACGACAUUGAACGUGUGCCAAGCCUACACGCUCAAGCAGAUACGUGACCCGAGCUUCCACGUCAAAGUCAGGCCUCACCUGUCUAAGGACUACAUGGAGUCUAGUAAACCAGCGGCUGAGCUUGUUAAGCUGAAUCCGAAGAGCGAGUACGCUCCCGGACUUGAAGACACCGUUAUCCUCACCAUGAAGGGUAUUGCCGCCGGUAUGCAGAAUACCGGUUAAGGCUCUCUUUUUUAAUUAUCAUUUUCACUGUCUUUUGUAUCAUUCUCUAUAUCUCUAUGAUGCUAUAUGUAUUAUUCUAUGAUUGUGAUAAUAAUCUCUCUAAAUCCUCCGUAUAAAUAUUUUCUUGUUAUUCUAUUGUUAAUGUUAUUAUUAUUUGCCAAGAAUAAAGUAAAGAGCUCAAUGACUAAAUUAA
Eutrema salsugineum is the source of this 3605-nucleotide messenger RNA. Its product is annotated as phosphoenolpyruvate carboxylase 2. The transcript is spliced from 9 exons. NCBI's taxonomy places the organism in Eukaryota, Viridiplantae, Streptophyta, Magnoliopsida, Brassicales, Brassicaceae. Gene Ontology annotation, cellular component: apoplast; cytosol; chloroplast. Gene Ontology annotation, molecular function: phosphoenolpyruvate carboxylase activity. The record is from RefSeq and is a predicted model, not a curated record. Gene Ontology annotation, biological process: carbon fixation; leaf development; tricarboxylic acid cycle. The coding region runs from base 458 to 3412 and encodes 984 amino acids.